UUUUCCCCCUCCUCUCUGGUAUAUUUUUGUCUGCUUCUUCAGCAAUGGCUUUAUUCAUUGCUUUAAAAGCAGACUCUCUCCCAGGCUUUGCCAUCAUACUAACUGUUAUUUCUUUUGUAUGGGAAACAAAGAAGAAAUAAGCCACAAAAGGAAAAGUUGGGGGAAAGACUUCUUUCCAAAGAAGGCUUAAUAUAGAACAUCUGUGGCCUGGCAUGGCAUGUAGCAGGUGUCAGAAGUGAACUAAAUUAAGGAAUUGCUGUAACUGGUUAGUUUGAAGUUAAUCAGCAACAAGAAUAAUGUUUGUUAUGCCAUUAAUAAGGUAUAUUCCAAGAGGACUGUAGAAUGCCCAACAGAGAACAAUCAUCAUUGAGUUGCAGAUGAUUCUUCAAACAAAUUCUGGCAAGAAUUUCCAGUGAUGCUCUGAAAACAAAUAAAAAUGAUAUUCAUUCAGUGUCCUUGGAAGGACACAGACAUAUGGGAAAUGGAGCUUUUUGCAAUUCUUAGUUGCUAGAGGGAAAAAAGGCUGCAUACACAAAUUUCAUCCUUGCAAUUCUAGGUGAAGGAGAUGAAGGCCGACACAGAUUCUGAAAUAAUAAGACUUCUGGAGCAGAGAAGCAUUCACGUAUUUGAAAACCACAGUGAACAAUCACUCAACGUCUCCAACUGUAUGACAAUUGUUGUGCCAGAGGAAAUCUUCUUCACCAUUGCUACAGUAGGAAUCCUGGAGAACCUGCUGGUGCUCAUUGCAGUAGGGAGGAAUAAGAAUCUGCAUUCCCCCAUGUACAUUUUCAUUUGCAGCUUAGCUGUUUCAGACAUGUUAGGAAGCUUGUCCAAGACGCUGGAAAAUAUCUUCUAUAUCAUAUUUUGCAAAAUGAGACCCCUUCCAUGUCAUGGAAAGAUGGAAACAAUUCUGGAUGAUAUUAUAGAUUUCAUGUUUAUUUUAUCUCUACUGGGAUCGAUUUUCAGCCUUUCAGCCAUUGCCGCUGACCGAUAUAUAACUAUAUUCUAUGCGCUGCGUUAUCAUAACAUCAUGACUCAAAAGCGGGCUUUACUGAUUUUGUUGGUGAUUUGGGCUUUCUGUGCAGGGAGCGGCAUAGUAGUGGUGAUUUUCUCCCACGAGACCCCCACUAUUGUAUCUUUCUCGGCUCUGUUUACUUUCAUGCUCAUUUUUAUUCUCUGCCUUUACAUCCAUAUGUUUCUGCUUGCCCGUUCCCAUGCCAUAAAGAUUGCCUUGAUGCCUGCAACUUCUGUCCAACAGAGAGCUAACAUGAAAGGAACCAUUACGUUAACAGUGUUACUUGGUGUUUUUCUCUGCUGCUGGGCUCCCUUUGUUCUUCACAUGCUUCUGGUACGGUUUUGCCCCGAAAACCCUUACUGCAUUUGCUAUUUGUCCAUCUUCCAUGUCAAUGGUAUAUUAAUCAUGUUCAAUUCUGUCAUUGAUCCCAUGAUUUAUGCAUUUCGAAGUCCAGAACUGAGAAGUACUUUUAAAAGAUUGUUCUGCUGAUGGCAGCCAAGCUGGACUUAGCUACUAGAAAUUCAAAACUCCAGUGAGUUUUAUCAUUUUACCAAUUUAUCAUAUAGGAUCUCAAGGAUUCUAAAGUAGGGUUCUCCAACCUUGGCAACUUUAAGACUUGGGAACUUCAACUCCCAGCUUGGCUGGGGAAUUCUGAGAGUUGAAGUGCCCAAGUCUUAAAGUUGCCAUGGUUGGAAAACCCUAUUCUAAAGGAUCUAAACAUGUCGAUUAUCAGUGCUGCUCCACCAAGCUUAAUAUCUGUAAUUAGACCACCAUCAGAUAUAGGCCUCACUCAGAACUUUGUACAUAGAUAAUGACUUUCAUUAGAAUUUGGGAAUUGUAUUACCAGGCUGCUGUAUUAAUGUGGAUGAAAGAAUGGAUUGUAUUGAGGAAUACAAGAUUAUUGACAUUGGAAGGGCAUGAUUUACAAUUGGGUUGUCAUGCUUUUUUGUGGUAUGGGGAAAAAUAAGAUACAUGGAUACUUUCAAAGACAUUACAUAAGGAAUGCAUUAAUAUUAAUAUGGGAGAAAAUUAAAGAACAGCAUUAUUUGAGGAUACCAGUUUGGCUUUCAACAAUGGAAGCAUUGAUUCACCCAAAUGUUAUUAAUGUGGGAAAUAUUGUUAGAUAUAAAGAUAUUUUGAAUGAAAAGGGGGAACUGAAGACUAAAGAAAUGAGUGAGCAAGGGAUCGAUAUAACGUGGUAUUCACAAGUGCAGAUACAUUCUAGAUACGAGAAAGGUGCCAAAUUACAUGGUUUCUAUAAAGAAUUAACAGAAUUAGAUAAAAUACUAACAGGAACAGAAGAAAGAUUACUAAAGAAAUUUUAUAGCUACUUACUGAGUAUAAAGUUGGAAGAGGAACAAGUAAAGGAGACAAUGAUAGCAUGGGCAAAAAAUUUUGGUUACACAAUACAAUUAGAUAAGUGGCAGAAACUGUGGGAUAGGAAUUAUAAAUUAACGAUGUUGACUGCAUAUAAAGAGAACUUGUAUAAGAUGUUUUAUAGAUGGCACCUUGCACUGGCGAGGUUGGCAAAGAUGUUUAAAGAUAAGUCAGCUAAAUGUUGGAAGUGCCACCAGAUAUCUGGAUCUUACUAUCAUAUGUGGUGGACAUGUGUAGAAGCCAAAAAAUAUUGGACAAAAAUAAAGACAUGGUUGGGAAAGAUGAUAAAACAACACAUUGAGCUAAAGCCAGAAAUAUUUUUGCUGGGGAUUUUAUCCGAAAGUUAUAAUAAAGAGAAUACUUAUUUAUUUAUCCAUGUUUUAACUUCAGCUAGAAUUGUAUUUGCACAACUUUGUAAAAGAGAAGAGAUUCCUAUUGAUGAGAAAGUGGUUAGGAAAAUAUUAGAAUAUGGAGAAAUGAACAGAUUAACACUAGCAAUUAGGUAGAAAGAAUAAACUGAAUAUUAUAUGAUAUGGUUAGAGAGUAAAAAGGGAAAACUGGAAAUAAAAAGAGAUUAAAGAAGAAUAGAAAAUAUGUUAAGAUAAAUGUAUAAAUAAGGUGAUAAUUGUUAGUAUUAUGAAAAUGAGGAUAAUUAUGUGUAAUGUUAUUAUUAUUGUAUUUACACUGGAACACAUGUUAACAGAAAAAUGAAUAGCCUUCUAAUGUUUAACUGUUUAACAUACUAUAGUUUUAAGAUCAGAUAAUUAAUGUUAAUGUGAAUGAUGUUGUAAAUGUUGAAGGUUGUUGCACAGAGAUAUUUGACCCCAGAUGACACACUGUUUAAGGAAAGAUGGAAUGUUUAUAUUCAGAAAAAAUAAAAAAUAAAAAACUUCAGGAAAGAAUAAACUGAAUAUUAUAUGAUAUGGUUAGAGAGUAAAAAGGGAAACUGGAAAUAAAAGGAGAAGAAUAGAAAAUAUGUUAAGAUAGAGGUAAUAAAUAAUGAUAAUUGUUAGUAUUAUGUAUUAGUAUUAUGUAUUAGUAUUAAAAAGGAAAACUGGAACUAAAAAGAGAAGAUUAAAGAAGAAUAGAAAAUAUGUUAAGAUAGAUGUAUAAAUAAGGUGAUAAUUGUUAGUAUUAUGAAAACGAGGAUAAUUAUGUGUAAUGUUAUUAUUAUUGUAUUUACACUAGAAGACAUAUUAACAGAAAAAUGAAUAGGCUUCUAAUGUUUAACUGUUUAACAUACUAUAGUUUUAAGAUCAGAUAAUUAAUGUUAAUGUGAAUGAUGUUGUAAAUGUUGAAGUUUGUUGCAAAGAGAUAUUUGACCCCAGAUGACACACUAUUUAAGGAAAGAUGGAAUAUUUAUAUUCAGAAAAAUAAAAAAUAAAAAACUUUUCAAAAAAAGAAUUUCCCAAAAGACUCUCCAAAAUAGGGCAUUACAGCUGAGGUUGCUAUAUUAUUUACUGCUGAUCAAUGGAUAUGUUUUCUCUAACCAACUAAGAAAUUCUUUGAGCUAAUUAACAUACUUAUCUUUUAUUUUUUCCACAUGAUAAUAGGAUUUUGCUCAAAUCUCUAUGCUGCAGCUGUUAAAGAAGAAUCGGAUUGUAAAAUGUGUUUUUGGUCCCCUUUGCUUUAGGUCUAGUCCAUCUUCUUCUGAUAAAAACAAUGUGCAUAAAUGAUGUGCAGAAUCAAAGAAAAUAGUCUGAAUACUGCUAAAGAAUAGCCAGGUUUCAGACCCUUAGAGGAUGUUAUAAUUUAGGAUCAACAUUCAGGAAACAUAAGAAAUAUCUUCAAAAUAUACUGACUAACAGUCAUGACUAAUAUAUUUUACCUCCAUAUACAAAGGUAUCCCUUUCCUCACUAUCAAUUUUUUGGGAACACUUGGGAAAUGUUACUACAUUCAUGUCCUGGGUGAUGUGCCAUAGAUACCGAAGAAGUCACUAAGGAAACAAGUCAAUGGACUAGAUAAACCUGUCUAGGGAUAUUCUCAGUCAUCCAGGUCAUGAUCCAGAGCUGAAGAAGCUUCCUGGAUGAGAAGUGAAAUGUUUUCAAAGAACAACUAGAUAAACUUGUUAUCCCAGAUAAUGAUGUUUUUCCAUAAAAAGGUGGCUACAAAGUGACAUACA
This is a messenger RNA of Pantherophis guttatus, 4515 nucleotides long. Lineage: Eukaryota; Metazoa; Chordata; Lepidosauria; Squamata; Colubridae. The record is from RefSeq and is a predicted model, not a curated record.